CUUUCAACGAACUCCCGUCCACCAUCCCAGUUGUUGGACGCACCCUUUCAACUGUUCAUCUCAUCGUCGAAACCCGUUCGCCGCCCACCUUCCCACCUCGAAACGAUCCAAACCGCUCCCCAUGAUCGAAUAACAACCAUAUCCUCGAUUGUCCGGAGACCCCCAAUCCUGGUGGAAACCCCCGCGCUCGACGCUGUUCUGAAGAGCCCUUCAUGAAGGCGCUCCAAUCGCAGUCAUGGUGGGCUUCGGUUGGCGAAAGCCAGCAAACGUCGCCGGCACCUCGGCGCCGGCCAUCCUUUUAUCGCUCUUUGUAGCCACAGGCGGGCUCUUGUUUGGAUAUGAUACCGGGUCGAUCAACGGUAUUCUGGCGAUGGAGUCGUUCAAGAAGGAUUUCACCACUGGCUACUUCGACAAGGAGGGAGUACCCGGCAUGUACCCAAGCCAAGUGUCACUGAUUGUGGCAAUGCUGAGUGCAGGAACGAUGGUGGGAGCACUCAUAUCGGCGCCAAUAGGUGACUUAUGGGGCAGACGGCUCUCACUUAUUGCCGCCCUGGGGGUGUUUUGUGUUGGUGCUAUCUUCCAGGUGUGCGCGACGAAUGUGGCCCUUCUUGUUAUCGGGAGAACACUGGCGGGCAUUGGAGUGGGCGUUGUCUCAGUUCUUGUCCCAUUAUAUCAGUCUGAGAUGGCACCAAAGUGGGUGCGUGGAACGCUCGUCUGCGCCUAUCAGCUAUCAAUCACGGCCGGUCUAUUUGCUGCUGCCGGCGUCAAUAUCUUAACUCAUAAUAUGAAAGGGGCCGCCGCGUAUCGCAUCCCCAUUGGUCUUCAGCUUACCUGGGCUGUUGUUUUGGCCCUUGGUCUGCUGAUCCUACCGGAGACGCCCCGUUAUCUUAUCAAGCGCGGCUACAAAGACGCCGCUGCUCUUUCACUCAGCCGUCUACGUCGGCUCGACAUCACCCACCCUGCUCUCAUCGAGGAGCUCGCAGAAAUCCAGGCAAACCAUGAGUACGAACUAGCUCUUGGCCCUGACACUUACAAAGAUAUAUUCUUUGGCGAACCACAUCUGGGUCGCCGCACACUAACAGGCUGCGGGCUGCAAAUGCUCCAGCAGCUCACAGGUGUCAAUUUCAUCAUGUACUAUGGCACCGACUUCUUUCAAAAGGGCGGUGUCGACGACCCCUAUCUCAUCACCCUCAUCAUGCAGAUUAUUAACAUGGUCUCGACGCUGCCGGGUCUCUUCGUCGUCGAAUCGUGGGGUAGACGAAGGCUGCUCAUUGUCGGAGCCGCCGGCAUGGCCAUCUGCCAACUCUUGAUUGCCUCGUUCGCUACCGCCAACGGAAGCAAUUCGGAGACGCAGAGCCGCAUCCUCAUCAUUUUCGUGGCCAUAUAUAUAUUCUUUUUCGCAGCCUCCUGGGGUCCCGUGGUUUGGGUCGUCACAUCAGAAAUCUAUCCGCUGAAGGUACGCGCGAAGUCGAUGUCCGUCUCUACCGCCUCCAACUGGCUUUUGAACUUUGGCAUUGCCUAUGGGACCCCUUACAUGGUGGACACAAAUAGAAUCGAAGGGUCCCGGUCAAUCGAUCUCGGAUCUCGCAUUUUCUUUCUCUGGGGCGCAUUCUGCAUUCUCUCGAUCGCCUUUGUCUGGUUUAUGGUCUACGAGACGAGCAAGAUCAGCUUGGAACAGAUCGACGAAAUGUACGAGAGGGUGGACCAUGCGUGGAACAGUCGACGAUUCGAACCGAGCUGGAGUUUCCAGCAGAUGCGAGAUUUUGGCUUCUCCGACAGUGGCAUUCCUCCUCAGGAACCACAGCUCGAGCUGCAACAAUCACGCAGCAGCGAAUCACAGUCAGAAACAGGCGGAAGCUCGACGAAUACGGCGACGACAUCCUCACAGGACGAUAAGCUACCGAUUCCAAUAGGCCAUGUCGAUUUCAGUUACUGA
Messenger RNA from Podospora pseudocomata, 1936 nucleotides. RefSeq names its product glucose transporter (gene RCO3). Bases 236 to 1936 code for a protein of 566 amino acids. The record is from RefSeq and is a predicted model, not a curated record. The transcript has 3 exons. Gene Ontology annotation, molecular function: carbohydrate:proton symporter activity. Gene Ontology annotation, biological process: carbohydrate transport; transmembrane transport. Lineage: Eukaryota; Fungi; Ascomycota; Sordariomycetes; Sordariales; Podosporaceae. Gene Ontology annotation, cellular component: membrane.